AUGGCACAACACCCAAAACAGAGAAAACCCAUAAAACAUUCUCGAUUUCCAUCAACUUCUGUGCAAGAUUCAAGCUUUAAAAUCCCUAUUUUGCCAGCAGAACUCAUCACUGAAAUCCUGUUAAGGCUUCCCGAGGACUCUCUAUUGCGGUUCAGAUGUGUUUCAAAAUCUUGGCUUGCUUUAAUAUCUAGCCCUGAAUUUGUCAAAGCCCAUCUCUACAUAUCUGCUAAUAACAAGGACGACACCCACCGUAGACUUAUGAUGAAUUUUGAAUCUAUUACAAUAUUAAAGAUUGCUCUUGGGUCAUUAUUUAAUGAGUCUGUUAUCGAGGCUUUUGACUUGGAUUAUCCCACGAAAUCCAAUGGAUCAUACAUGAGAUUGCCUAAUUUCGAUUGGAUCGUAGGUUCAGUUAAUGGAUUGAUUUGCCUUGCCAUGGAAGACAAUGACUUGGUUAUGUGGAAUCCAUCGAUUAGAAUGUACAAAAAAUUGCCUGAUUCUAGACCUAGACUGAAGGAAGGAUGA
Molecule: messenger RNA, 522 nt
Organism: Nicotiana attenuata
Lineage: Eukaryota; Viridiplantae; Streptophyta; Magnoliopsida; Solanales; Solanaceae
Product: F-box/kelch-repeat protein At3g06240-like
Exons: 1
Coding region: 1-522 (173 amino acids)
Molecular function (GO): protein binding
Source: RefSeq, a predicted model, not a curated record